Molecule: messenger RNA, 612 nt
Organism: Vanrija pseudolonga
Lineage: Eukaryota; Fungi; Basidiomycota; Tremellomycetes; Trichosporonales; Trichosporonaceae
Exons: 1
Coding region: 1-612 (203 amino acids)
Source: RefSeq, a predicted model, not a curated record
AUGCUCGGCACCAAGCUCAUCCUCGCUACGCUCGCGGUUCUCGCCGCCUCGGUCGCCGCCACACCCAUCGACAACAACUACGCCGUUGUUGCCCUCGACGCCCGCCACGGCGGCUCGGGCGGUAACGGUGGUGCUGGCGGUAAGGGCGGCAAGGGUGGCUCGUCCUCGAACGGCCAGGGCGGUGCCGGCGGUGACGGCGGCGCUGGUGGCGCUGGCUCCGGCAACGGCAAGGGCGGCGCCGGCGGUGACGGUGGUGGCGGUGGCUCGGGCAAGGUCGGCGGUGAGGGCGGCGACGGCGGUGCCGGUGGCGAGGGCGGCAAGAAGAACGGCUCCGGCGGUGCCGGCGGCGACGGUGGCCAGGGCGGCAACGGCAAGAAGCAGGGCGGCGAGGGCGGCGACGGUGGCGCCGGCGGUGCUGGCCACGGCAAGGGCUCCGGCGGCGAGGGCGGUGACGGCGGUGGCGGCGGCUCGGGCCGCACCGGCGGCGAGGGCGGUGACGGUGGUGACGGCGGUGCUGGCGGCGACCGCGGCGGCAAGGGCGGCGAGGGAGGUGACGGUGGCGCCGGCGGCAAGAGCACCGGCAAGGGCAAGGGCAAGCACCACAAGUGGUGA